Molecule: messenger RNA, 1614 nt
Organism: Adineta ricciae
Lineage: Eukaryota; Metazoa; Rotifera; Eurotatoria; Adinetida; Adinetidae
Source: the annotation of a GenBank genome assembly
AUGUCCUCGAUUGAGUUUACGUUGUUUGCACCGACUAUCGCUGAAGCGAAACUAAUCGGUUCGUUUUCGGAAUGGAAUGAUAUUUCCAUGAAUUUCGAUCAGGGAACAUUUCGUUGUUCCAAAGAACUUGCAGAUGGUACUUAUGAAUACAAAUUUCGUAUUCGACGACAAAAUGAAGAAAAUUGGAUUGAUGUUAUUGAUCCAUACGUAACAAAAUAUGAUCCAACAAGAAAGACAGGUGUAUUGACAAUAAAAAACGGUCGGAAAAUCUUAGACGAAUACGUAUGGAAACACGACGAUGUGAAACUACCGGAGAAUAAAGAUUUGGUUAUCUAUGAAAUGUAUAUCGCAGAUUUUGCUGCCAAUGGUCAAUUUUCAGGUGUUAUUGAAAAACUUGAUUAUCUCAGCGACUUAGGUAUCAAUGCAAUUGAACUUAUGCCAGUGCAAGAGUCGAUGGAUUUGAAUCAUGAUUGGGGUUAUUCUACAAGACAUUUUCUUGCGUUAAAAGCUAGUUAUGGUCCAUCGGAAGAAUUUAAACGAUUGAUUGAUGAAUGCCAUCAACGAAAAAUUCGAGUUAUUUUCGAUGCAGUGUUCAAUCAUACUUCUACUGAUUGUCCUUUGGAAAUCAUCGAUCAUAACUAUUGGUAUUAUCAAGGAAGACACCAUCCAGAAGAUUCAUUCUAUUGGGGUCCGGAACUAAACUAUGAAUACUAUGAUGAACAACAAAAGUUGAAACCGGCGUGUAAGUUUGUCACUGAUGUGGUACGGUUUUGGAUUAGUGAAUAUCAUUUGGACGGAAUUCGCUUUGAUGCCGCUAAACAAAUGGAUAAUUAUGAUAUACUUCGUGAACUUGACAAUGUCGCAAGAUCGAUUCGAACUUCUCAACCGUUUUAUACUGCUGCUGAAUAUGUACCCGAAGCACCGGCAAUACUCAAGUCCAACGGUGGUCCUGUCGAUGCAUGCUGGUCAGCUUCAUUUCACGGUGUCAUAGCAAAUAAUCUUGUUGAUCUCUCCAAAUUGGAACUUGAUCUCUUAAAAUAUGUUAUUAGUGCAGCGGAUCUUGUCAACUAUUUAUCUUGUCAUGAUAACGAACGUUUUCUUUUCGUACUCGGUAAAAGUGGGAAUGUUUUCGACGACGCUGCUUUUACACGUAUGCGAUUAGCAAUGAUCAUCCUGAUUACAUCAGUUAGUGUACCAAUGAUAACACAAGGUGAUGAACUAGGUGAAGCGAGAGAAUGGGGAAGUGAAGGGCAAAAUACGAAAGAAUUUCCCAUGCAAUGGGAUUUAUUGAACAACGAACGGAACCGAUCUUUGCGUGAAACAUGCAAAAAAUUGUUGGAUUUACGAAAACAACGUGCGGAAAUGACGGAAAAGACGGCGAAUUUCAUCUAUGAACACUACGAUAACCGCGUUCUUGUUUAUGCUCGGAGUAAUGACUUAGUCAUAGUAACACAUUUCUCCGAUGGAGAAAAAAAUGAUUAUGAUAUUAAUAGUUUUCCUCAAAAUGGUAAAUGGAUUGACUGGUUAUCAAAUGAAGAAUACCAAAUUGAGAAUAAUACAUUGAAAAUCAAUUUAAAACCGUUCGAUGGAAAAGUUCUUCUUCUCCAAAAAUAA